GUGCACUAGUCAUUGCGCAUUCGUGACAAGCAAGGACUGAGCACUCAAAAUGCGCACUCUUGUGGCUUCGCUAUGUGUUUUCGCGGUGUUUAGUGCCGUCUGCUGCGACGUCCAAGAGCGCGGUCACACCUACAGGACCAGAAAUGUGACUGUCGAAGAUGGAGCCUGCGUCUUUGAGCGCAACGUGAUACCGGAUGGUGAAACUAAGGCGCUCAACAGCCCCUGCGUCCUUUCCACCUGCUACGCUGCGGCCCGGGAAGUGAAUUCGACGCUCUGCCCGAACAUUGGAGUCGAGCAGGGCUGCAGGGUGGAGUGGACCCCCGUCGGAGAGUAUCCCAACUGCUGCCCGAAGCAUGUGUGCCCCACCACCUCUUAAAUGGCCUCAAGUGUGGAAAAAACACUGAAGCAUCCUAUUGCCUUUGUAGAUUGGACGGUAUCAUCGGCAAGUAGGACUCGUUGAAUUGUGACAAGAAACGUGCCCAAAAGAGACUGACUUGAUGUUGAAUGUAAGCCAUAAUAAACUAUUAAUAAUUCUUCGUA
Messenger RNA from Dermacentor andersoni, 540 nucleotides. The record is from RefSeq and is a predicted model, not a curated record. Lineage: Eukaryota; Metazoa; Arthropoda; Arachnida; Ixodida; Ixodidae.